Electrophorus electricus (electric eel) is the source of this 1013-nucleotide messenger RNA. RefSeq names its product arachidonate 5-lipoxygenase-activating protein (gene alox5ap). NCBI's taxonomy places the organism in Eukaryota, Metazoa, Chordata, Actinopteri, Gymnotiformes, Gymnotidae. The record is from RefSeq and is a predicted model, not a curated record. Gene Ontology annotation, molecular function: glutathione peroxidase activity; leukotriene-C4 synthase activity; glutathione transferase activity. Gene Ontology annotation, cellular component: endoplasmic reticulum; nuclear envelope; membrane. Gene Ontology annotation, biological process: leukotriene biosynthetic process.
CAUGAGGAGUAUGAUAAGAGAUCUAACACUGGCUGAUUGUGAUCAGUAAAGCGUCUGAUCAUCUCAGAGAGACAGUUACACCACGUUUCUACUGAAGCAACAUGGACGACCUAGUGAUGGAGUGUAUAUUCUUACUGGUGCUUGUAACACUACUCAGUGUUCUGCAAAAUGCAUUCUUCGCUCAGAAAGUUGAGAAGGAGUGUAAGGCGCAUAAUAGCAAAACAGCUGCCGUUGAGCGUUUAGUCUGUGCCAAUCGGAACUGCAUGGACAUGUACCCAACGUUUCUAGCUGUCAUGUGGUGUGCUGGUUUCUGCCUCAGUCAAGCCCCAGCUGCCUUUGCUGGGCUUCUGUAUCUUGUGGCCAGGCACAAGUACUUCAUUGGAUACAUGGGCCAAACAUCUCAGAGCACUCCUGGCUUCCUGUUUGGAAAACGUGUCCUCUCCUUCCUGUUCCUCAUGUGUGUCAUUGGUAUUCUGAACUACAUACUAGGCACAUAUGGGAGCGAGGAAUAUAAAGAGUACAUUCAGACCAUCACCAAAGCAGCCUCUACCCUCCUCCUUCUCCCUUAACACACCUUCAGCCUGUCGCACAGAACCGGCCUGUCGCACAGAACCGGCCUGUCGCACAGAUCCAGCCUGUCGCACAGAUCCAGCCUGUCGCACAGAACCAGCCUGUCGCACAGAUCCAGCCUGUCGCACAGAUCCAGCCUGUCGCACAGAUCCAUCUAAUUCACUGACAGCACUGUGACACAUACACAUCCCAUAAUAUGUUCAGAGUGUAUUGAAUUGCUAUCCUGUCUGUUAGUUCAAACACAUGGUAUCCAUUAUAUUAUUUCAGUAUCCCAUAAAAAACAUGACUAAAUUAUAAUUGUUUUUAUCCACCGUUUAUGACCUUUAAUCCCCUUUUACUAUUGUUUACUGCAUUGUGCAUUGCUUGGAGAACAUUUGCAUCAGCCCUUGUGUUUCUCAUUAUCGGCCACAACCAGUGCUUCAUUAAUAAAAAUGUGAACGUUA